AUGAUCAUGCGGAACACGAUUCUCUGGCUCCUUGGGGCCUCGGCGGUUCUAGCUGACUACCCUCGUAUGCCGAGAAGCGUGGGCGGGCCAGGAAACGGAACUGCCAUCUUCAACGCAUCCUCUAGCGCUGUGCCAUCGAUCCUCGCCUCGACCAAGACUACCCCCUCAGCGGUUACACUGGUUUCUGUUACUACUGAUUCCACAUCACACACUGCUGCAUCGAAUACGGUUGUACCGUCCCACACAUCUUCUGAAUACCAGUUUCCUUCCGAUAGGCUUGGGCCCAUCGCCACACUUCAGCCAUCACUCCCCGAAUAUCACAACGUCUACGAUGUGGAGCACCUCAGUCCCCAUGAGAAGGGGACCGGUGCCCCUCUACACUAUGUACAACCUUCCUCGGAAAAUUCUGGUGGGAUAUUCGCUGUCGCAGUUCCCAGGUGGUUGUACCCGUCUGUGGUUCUCGACCACUCCGGCCUCAUCGUCGACGUGAAUAUGAACCAUAACCGAGAGCUCGUUAUGAUCUUCGCCAGCAAAGACGCCUUCGACCACGGUGUAGACCGUUGGGUUGGCAGCGACAUCAUCUUCGUCUCCUACACCGAGGACUGCGGCGACCACAAGCUCGGCGAGCGGUGCUACUUCCACGCUAAGGAAGUCGCCUUCGACCUCGCGUCUCUGUCUGCCCGCGCCCAGGGUGAGGCCGUCCGCAUCCAGGACCUCGUCGAGGAUAUCAACCUCGCCUGGGGCAACUACGGCCAAUCCUACACCGUUGCCGUCGCCCCCACUGCGACCUCCAACACCGCGGUCAUCCCCUCUCCCACAAGCCUCUCCCUUGACGACCAGACCGCUGCGUGCGUGGCGCCUGUCGAUACCAAGUACAAGCUUCCCACUGUUUGUACCGGACCAGACUUUGACAGUGAGCUCGAUACUGGUCUUGGUAUUUUCCGUGCCAGCGAAGUCGCUGGUACCGCUGAGGCGCUUCUAGAAUUGGAAGCCGAUGAUGUGGCUGUUUCCAAGAGAGCAGAGAAGAGGGGUCUGCUUGGCGACAUCAAGGACAAGACAAAGAAAAAGGCGGAGGAGCUUCGAGCCAAGUUCAUUAAAACUGCUGGGGAUACCAAGAAAACAGUGUUCGCGAAGGGGAAAGCAGUGGCAGAGACGCUUCAGAAGGGCGCAAAUAUUGCCAAAAAGACGUUCGAGACUGUUAAGAAUGUCUGGGAGGGCAAGCCCAAUGAUUUCAAGCUGAAAAAGAAGGAGCUCCUGCUACCGCUGCCCAAAAAGGAUUGCGAGGAGAAGGCCAAGAGCAAGGACCCCAAGGAGAGGGAAAGUAUAAAAAAUGCCUGCAAGGCCAAGAGCGAGUCCAAGGCCAAAGGGGUAGAGAGCCCAUGGGGGGAGAAUGCACUGCUCAUCAAGUCCAUUGGCAACGCUCCCAAGGACUUCAACCUUCGCCCGGAAGGCAGUAGGAGGCAGACGACUGUUAAUAAGGGCAAGUUUAUUAACUUCUACUGCGUCAAUUGCGGUGUCAAGGGUUCCCUGGAGAUGGCCGGCAAUGUCACCAUCAAUGGGCUCAAGGGUAUCACAGAUGGCAAGGUUGAAGGUAUCAUCAACCUCUCCAUUGGCCUCGGCCUCGGCAUUUAUGCGCAGCAUACGCUUGAGAACACGUUUACCAAGGACCUCUAUGACAUCCCAAUCUCACCCUUUACUAUCGGGUUCGCCACUAUUGGCCCGAUGCUUUCAAUCGGCACUGAGAUGAAGUACAGCAUCAAUAUGGAAGGCUCGGUUCUGGCCCGCGGCGAUGUCAAGUUCACCGAGGCCAGGUUCCAUUACGACUACAAGUCAGGCCGCAUUGGUUCCAGCGCCUUCAAGCCUGAAUUCGUCCCAAGCUUUGCAGCUGAGGGAUCGGUCACACUGGCUGCGCAAUUUGGCGUUCCCCUGGGUCUUGAUGUCGGCCUCACUUUCUUCAGCGGGUGUACUUACUGCAAAGGCAGUAUCGGUAUUGCCACCACCCCAUCGAUUAAGGCGGCGGCCACGGUUGCUGUCGAGGCCUCUGGGAAUGCAACCAUCCCCAUUUCUGGCACGGAAAAGGGAAAAGUGGUCGCCAAGAACCUGGACGCCGGACUCAAGGCGGUCAAUAACUGCACUGGUAUUUCUACCACUAUUUCCGUGCGCAAUGAGGUCGCAGGCAAGCUCAAGGGCUUUGGCUUAGUCAAGAAGGACUGGAAACUGUACGAGACUCCUAACUACAUCCUUGCUUCGUACUGCAUUGGCAACAAGACAGAUGGCACUUCCAAGGGCCGCAUCGGCUGGCAAGGCGCCGCGGACGACAAGACCAAGACGCGGUCACUCAUUGGCGAGAUCUCAGAGGGUCUUGACGAGCUGGAGGCUCGGCAGGAAUCCGUGAGUGGCGCCGACGAGGAGUCUUACGAUCUGACUGAAUAUGUCGUUGAAGAAAUCGACCAAGUAGAUUUCAAUAAGGCUACCAUUAUCGACACUCCCUAUAAGCUUAGCGAUGAAGAGUUUGAGGGUUUCUGGUUCUCUACAAUCAGCGUCAAUGAUGACAAUGAUCACUCUUAUGUACUGGCUGCCUGCAAUGAUGGCAAUGUUUACGUACAGAAGAAUUCGACCGUCAAUGACCUCCCAUGGCACAUGACUUGCACCACACUAUGGGCAGGUCUUGACGAAACGGUGCUACAGUCUCCUGGUGGUGGUAUGCUGCACUAUUAUAAUAACACCAUGUCUGUUGUGGGCGUCAGUCGUCUUCGCUUCACGGAUGAAGAAACCGUUCCUGGAGGAUCCGUCUAUGUCGGCCUCGUUCCGUUUUACUACGGCGAUGAAGACGGUGAUAAUGCUGGCCCUAGCAUGCUGGCAGCCGUUGAUCAGGAUGAUAAUCUCCUCUUCCCUGCCAUUUGCACGUACAAAGACGGCCAAGGAGCCAAAAUCUAUCUUAUUGGGGAGGACACAGAAGCCGGUCUGGCGAUUCUGGAGUCUCCAGGUGUCAAGUACAGCAUCACCAAUGGUGAUGUCGAUAAAUGUAACUUGCUUCUGCUCAGCGUAACCACGCCUAUUGAUGGCGCCUGGUCCGAGUAUGAUGAUGAUGCCGAGGCCAAGUACAAGGCGGACCCCCUCGAGUAUGGCUUCGAUGAAUCGCUCUUUGGCCAGGACAACCUGCUUGACCUCCCUGACACUCUCUUGGAUUCUGAUGAUGAGCGGCUGGCGGAUUUAGACCAUGUAUGGGAUGACGAAUGGUUUGGCGAGGACUUGGAUAUCCUUGAGGAUGAUCUGGACUGGUUGGAUGAUCUUGAAUAA
Messenger RNA from Clonostachys solani, 3300 nucleotides. Lineage: Eukaryota; Fungi; Ascomycota; Sordariomycetes; Hypocreales; Bionectriaceae. The record is from the annotation of a GenBank genome assembly.